ACCAACCACACCCCCCAAGCCCCACCAAAACACACAAUUACAGAUAUUUUAUUUCUCAUUAAAGCUCUCAACUUUGAAUAGUAUUAGAAAAAGAAACCAAAAAAUAUUACUAUAUAGUAUAGAAACAACUACAAAACACAAACACAAUAAGCAACCCUUCAAGGCUUCAAUUUCAACCCUUCUCUCUCUCUCUCUCUCUCUCUCUCUCUCUCUCCCAAGCCUUGUUUUUCACUCUUCUAUAUUUCUUCUCCAAUCCCCACCAAAAUCACCCCUAACCCUUUUUUCUCUCAUACUUUGUGCUAGACAGAUAUUUUUUUGGUGACACACAUGGAAAUCAGUUCAAGGCUUCAAGAGAGAGAGAACCACAACCACAGCCACAGUCACAGCCACCCUUCUCCUAUGAACUCUCCAACAAGCAAUGUGAGCAACUGCAUGAGCAGCAGCAACAGCAACAAUGGCAUCCAAAUCCCUACACCACCCCUCACUCCCAAAACCAUCCCCAGAUCUGACUCAAACCCUUACCCUACAACUUUUGUCCAAGCUGACACCUCCACUUUCAAGCAAGUAGUCCAAAUGCUAACAGGCUCAUCAGACACCACAAAACAACAAGAUCCACCACCACCAUCUAGAAACUUCAACAUACCCCCCAUCAAGACCCCACCAAAGAAGCAACAAGGCUUCAAGCUCUAUGAGAGGAGGAACAGCCUCAAGAACAGCCUCAUGCUCAACACCCUCAUGCCCAAUUUUGCUCACAACAACAACAACUCUCCAUCAUCCUUCUCACCAAGAAAGCCUGAGAUCCUCUCCCCAAGCCUUCUUGAUUUCCCUUCCCUUGCUCUUAGUCCUGUCACCCCUUUGAAUGAUGACCCUUUUGACAAAUCCUCACCUUCAUUGGGAAACUCGUCAGAGGAGGAUAAGGCCAUAGCUGAAAAGGGCUUCUACUUGCAUCCUUCCCCCAUGACCACUCCUAGAGACUCAGAGCCCCAGCUCUUGCCUUUGUUCCCAGUUACCUCACCUAGAGUCUCACAAUCACCUUCUUAAGAGAUUGUUUGUGUCCAAGUCCAAGGCUGUGACUUGUGUUGUGGAUGAUUUAGAUAGAGAGAAUGAUUUGAAUGGUUUGUGGUUUCCUCCAUCAACAAGGAAUAAUCAUACAAAAGGCAGAGUGUCUCUUUUGAUUGAGUGUGAUGAAUUCAAUGAAUAAGGCUCUCUUCACAGUGUCUGUGUGUGUGAUUGCUGUGUCACACCUACCACAAGUGGAGUUUGUGUUCAGAUGAAGAGAAUCCAAAGAUGGGAAAAGGAAGACAAGGGAAUGAGGUUGCUUGGAAGGGACACAUGUGUUACUGGAAAUCAGUGUUGGAAAGGACAUAAACCGUAUCCUACGUUGUCAUCAGAUGCACCAAAAAGAAGGUGGGUGGGUUAACUUGGUGAAGGGUGAGAGAGAGGGGUCCCUCUUUUUGGUUAUAUGCCAAUUUAGUCUAAUCAGUCUCUCAAGUGACUCAAAACCCAGAUAAUGUGUUUUUGCUUUUUUUUUUUUUUUUUUUUCUCUUUUGCUGACACCUAUGGGAAGAAAAAAAAAACAUUUCUGUAUCAGUUUUCAUGUACCUAUCUGAUCAAGAAGUAAAGCAAAUACGACUUUUCUUUCUUUG
Molecule: messenger RNA, 1646 nt
Organism: Cajanus cajan (pigeon pea)
Lineage: Eukaryota; Viridiplantae; Streptophyta; Magnoliopsida; Fabales; Fabaceae
Product: VQ motif-containing protein 4
Source: RefSeq, a predicted model, not a curated record